Messenger RNA from Aureococcus anophagefferens, 3068 nucleotides. RefSeq lists its product as hypothetical. Gene Ontology annotation, molecular function: molecular adaptor activity. The coding region runs from base 1 to 2442 and encodes 813 amino acids. Gene Ontology annotation, cellular component: P-body; CCR4-NOT core complex. NCBI's taxonomy places the organism in Eukaryota, Pelagophyceae, Pelagomonadales, Pelagomonadaceae. Gene Ontology annotation, biological process: nuclear-transcribed mRNA catabolic process, deadenylation-dependent decay. The transcript has 2 exons. The record is from RefSeq and is a predicted model, not a curated record.
AUGAACAUCAAGUUCGAAAUCGAGGUCCUUUCCAAGCACUUAGGCAUCAAACUAGAUGAGAUCACGGGUCCCGUUACUCUUAGCUCGCGCGCACCGCCAACCAAGGACCGCUCGCCUGACUUCAAUGUCAAGCGCGCGCCAGCUGACACCGGAAGUGGCACUGGCACCAAUGGUGAUGCUGUGUUUCCUCAGGGCCUCGGUGGGGUGGCGCAUGCGCGUGCGGCCCUGCUCCCCCAGCCACCGCCACAACAGCCGCGGCCAAGCGCGCAAGCAUCUACCUUUGGACUCACCCGCAGCGACAGCCAGGGCACGCGUAUAUUCGCACCAGGCCAGGGCGCUGGCGACACGUCGCAACCGCAGUCGCAACCACAGUCACAGCCGGGCUUCGCCGAGCAGACCGUCAUCCCAAACCUCGCGAGCUAUAUCACGGUCAGCCCGCAGCUGGCGUCGGGCCCCUCUGGGGCCGCGCUCAGGCGCGUCGCACCCGUUGCUGUCGAUCGCGCUAUCCGUGAAAUCAUCCAGCCAGUUGUUGAGCGGAGCGUGACAAUCGCAUGCAUCACGACCAAGGAGCUCGUCGCUAAGGACUUUGCGACGGAACCAGACGAGAGUCGCGUCCGCAAGGCGGCUGCACUCAUGGUCUCUAACCUUGCUGGGAGCCUCGCGCUCGUCACCUGCAAGGAGCCGCUCCGAGUCUCCAUUGCCAAGCACCUCCGUGCACUCCUCCAGCAGCAGCCGGGUGGACACCUAAAUGGCAGCGAGCAGCAUGACCAGCACGCCGUCCAAACGUGCGCCGCUGAGAACCUCGACCUCGGAUGCAUGCUUAUUGAGAAGGCAGCGACUGAGAAAGCGAUCCGUGAUGUCGACGAGGCCAUGGCAUCGACGCUCAAGAAUCGCCAAAAGCGCUUCGACGCGGGCCACGGCUACGCUGACAUGGUUGGUGCCUAUGGCAGCAGCGCACCCAGCGGUCGCUACCCUGCAGCACUUCCAGAGCCGCUCCGGCCCAAAGCCUCUGGCCUUCUGGCGCACCAAUUCUAUGUCUAUGAGGCGUUUCAGCGACCCCCUCGCCAGACCCAUGUCCAGCAGCCGUCUCACGCGUUACACUCGGGCGGACCAAUGCCGCCACCCCCGCACGCACACCAGCAACACCAAAUUCCGCCUCAGGGACCGUUGGUCGGGGCCGCCGGGACGCACGCUGUGACAGUUGCAUCGCAGCCGCACGCUUUGCAGCAGCAUUCGACCUCCACAGCGCGUAGUCAGGCGUGCAGCGGUGCACGCGGUGGCGCUGCCGCGCUCUCGCGCGCCGCGCAGCAGGCAGCAAGUGAGCGGCCGAGCAUUUCCAUCGCUGAGCUCAUGGACGCAUAUCGAUCGGCGACUGCCAAGCUUGAUGGUGAGUUCGCGCAGCUCACUACAAAGAUGCCGGGCACCGCGAGCCACGACCUUAGCUUCCACGCGCUCCGAAGUCACCCAGUUGCUGCACAUGUUGGUGAUCUACUCCUUGCCGCGGCGCGCGUUGAACGUGCCUCGCGGGAUGAUGCUGCGCUCGCAAUUGCACAAAGUACGUUCAAAGCAAUGUGUGAGCCACGCGCGCUAGAGCCCCCGGUGCGCCUUGAGACCCUUGCGAUCGUGCUCGCGGCAGUUGCCGACAUCUCUGCACACCUCGUCCGCGAUGAGGUUGCUAACUGGAUCGCUUUUCUCCCCGCACACACCGACGCAGAUCGCUUCCUCCAUGCACAUGUCCUCGUUCGUCUCCUCGGCGUUGAGCUCCUUGACGUGGCCGAGGUUGACGCAUACCUUGCUCGCAACAUGGACGGCGGUCGGAGCGCGCCGUGGCUCGAUAUCGCCCUUGGCUUCGUCGAAUUGAGCGUUGCACAGUAUCGCCUAGCGACGUUUCCAGGGGAUCUCCAGCGCAUCGCGCGCGUCCUUGAAAUUGUUGCCCGCCAGCCACACCCACCGCCUGCGCUCCGGCGCCUGGUCGCCGCCCUUUCGGCCGAGCAGCAGCGCGCGCACGCACAGACAGCAUCGGUACGCACAGGCCGCGACACAGGACCGACACCGUCCCCUGUGCACCACGGCAUGCCGUCGAUGGCGCCAAGCGCCACGCCAGUCCGUGGCGAUGGCCUGGAUCUGCGCACGCUCGCACCUGCAUCUCGACCCCUGGCCGCGAGCAUGAGCGCAACGGCGGCCGCGCGUGAACUGCGCCGCGCAAGCAUUGCACCUGAGGACCCGCCGGGUGCGCGCGAUCAGGUCACGGCGCUGCUCGAGCAGUGGAUCCGUGUCUGGAAUGAGUCGCCCGGGAGCGAGAAGGCCUACGCGCAGUAUCUCGCCCUGCUCCAGCAACACGCAGUGCCGAGGAGUGACGCAUCUACGGAGCGCUUCAUUCGCCUCGCGACGACCAUUGCGUCGAGUCAUGUGUUGAGUCGCGCACGAUCGACGGUGGCUUAGAGGUGGAUGGCGAGGCGGCAGGUGUCCUCAACUAUGCUGUUGUCGACGCCUAUGCCAAGCUCCUCAUUCUCCUGGUCAAGUACGCGGCGUCUGAUCCGAACGGUAGCGCGGCGCAUGCCGGUGCACCGGUACGCCUCGAUCUCUUAAAUCGUGUCCUCUCAUCGCUCACGCGAUGCCUCGUCGCGGAUUACGACGCAACUGCUGAGCGGGGCGUGUUCGACCAGAGGCCUUACUUCCGCCUCCUGCUCAACCUGCUCCAAGAUCUCAACGUGCCAGACCCCGUCCUUGAUUCAAGUAAUGUACGCGUCCUUGCUGCAUUUGCAACGGUGUUCCAUGCGCUACAACCAGCCGUCGCGCCAGGGUUCGCUUUCUCCUGGCUGGAGCUCGUGUCACACCGCAUGUUUAUGCCCAAUCUCCUUCUCGCCAAGAAUCAGCGGGGUUGGAUCCUCAUGCAUCGCCUCCUCAUCGACCUCUUUGUCUUUCUCGAACCGUACCUCCGCGACGUAUGUCUCUCGGAUGCGGUCCGGCUCCUCUACAAUCGAUGAACGCCAUGCUCUAUGCGCCUUCAAGACUGCAUCGAGAAACCCUCCCGGACAACUAGCCUAUAACCACACGGCUAAACCGCG